Molecule: messenger RNA, 1249 nt
Organism: Lathyrus oleraceus (garden pea)
Lineage: Eukaryota; Viridiplantae; Streptophyta; Magnoliopsida; Fabales; Fabaceae
Exons: 5
Coding region: 221-1150 (309 amino acids)
Cellular component (GO): membrane
Source: RefSeq, a predicted model, not a curated record
CAAACAAUAAGAGAAAUUCACAUAGGUAGUCCAAUCAAUUUAAUGCAAAUUCCAAAAAAAGAAACAAGAUUCUUUCAAUAUAUAAACACAUUUUGAUUUAAAACCAUGUCAUUUCAUUUUGAACAUUCAAAAAAACCAGAAAAACCAAAAAGAAAACCUCUUUUACUAUUUGCACCUCCAACACUAGUUUCAAACCUCUGCAAGAUUCUUACUCAUUUUCAUGGCCUACAAUGCUGAGCCAUAUCCCUAUACUUCAAGGAGAAGAGAUGAAUCAGAUUUCAAUCUGAGAGAAUGGUCAGUGAAAGGUAGAAUCAGUAGAGAGAACAACCAUUCCAAUUCUAGAAGGUUUUCGGGUUCUUAUAUGAGAAGCUUUAGAGAAGAUUCAAGGUCUCAAAGAUCAAAUUUAACUAUUUCUAGUACUACUUCUUCACCUGGUUACCCUUUUAAAGAUGAAAUUGAUCCUUCGACAUAUUCUUUCACCACGGCUCUUAAAGCAUUGCAAGCAAGGGUAAGCUAUAACAGUUGGGAGUGUUUAUCACCAGAAGGGUUUGCUUUGAAUUCAAAAUGGAAUGAAGCAGAAAAAUAUAUAUGCAAUCCACUUUCUGGAGAGGUUCCAAUGGAAUGUUUAUCAGCAAAAACUCUUAGUGGAAGAUCCUUUAGAAACUCAACAAACCGAAUCACAAUGUCUGCUCCUCUUGUUUAUUCUUCAAGACAUGUUCAAAUGAAACCAUCAAUUUACACACAUGAUGAUGUUUCUCUUCAAUUUCCAAUUCCAGAAAAGAAGAAAGAGGGAAUGACAAGAGAUGUGGGGACUCAAAGCACAACUCCUUAUCUAAGUUCAAGUAGUCCUAGCCCUACUUCAACUCCAUCUAUCAUAGAGAGGUCAAAAACUAGAGUUGUAGAUUCACCAAAUUCAAAUUCAAAUGCUAAAACAAAAUCAGAAGAAGAGGUUGAGGUGAAAGAUAAUUAUGAAACAUGGGAGACAACAAGUGAAAAGAAUGAGUGGAGAAAGAAACAAGAGAAGCAACUUUGCAAGCAAAUAGGAUGCUUUUCAUGGAUGAUGAUGAAAAAGAAAAGACAUAGAGAAAGUAAUAAAGAUGAUAAAGAAAGAACAACAUCUUUUUCACUCAUCACUUCAAAGGGUUGCUAAAGAAAAAAAAUGUGAUGAUUAAAAGGGUUGCAUGUACGUUUGAAUGAAUGAUGAUGGUUUUUGAGAUUCUCCAAUUUCACUUUCAUUUCAUUUGAGCUA